This is a messenger RNA of Zea mays, 2042 nucleotides long. RefSeq names its product barley mlo defense gene homolog 5. Lineage: Eukaryota; Viridiplantae; Streptophyta; Magnoliopsida; Poales; Poaceae. The transcript has 14 exons. Gene Ontology annotation, biological process: defense response. Gene Ontology annotation, cellular component: membrane. The coding region runs from base 320 to 1864 and encodes 514 amino acids. The record is from RefSeq and is marked validated.
CCACCGAGCAGUUGGGCCUCCGUUCCAUCCAUGCGCCGCUGACCUGCCCGGCUGCCGCCACUGCCGGUGCGGCGGUGCGUGCCCGUGCCAGCUGACGGACGGACGGACGGCCGCCGUGAUCGAUAACGCAAUUAGUGCACUAUUAAAGCGUUCCGUGUUAUUUCCAACCGUCGUACGUUUGGCCAACGACUGGAAAAGCCGGCGCGCUCAGAGCAGGCAAACAAAACCCCACUGCCGGCCCGCGUCCGGGGUUCCGGGCGAACCACUUCACUGCAGCCCGCCCGGAGCCGCGCCGCGAGAGGAGGGAGGGAAUCAGUGAAUGGCGGAUGGCAGCGGGGAAUCGGAGUCGACGGCGCUGGAGUUCACGCCGACGUGGAUCGUGGCGGCGGUCUGCUCCCUCAUCGUGGUCAUCUCCCUCGCAGCCGAGAGGUGCCUGCAUUACCUCGGCAAGACGUUCAAGGGGAAGAACCAGAAGGCGCUCUUCGAGGCUCUCCUCAAGGUCAAAGAAGAGCUGAUGCUUCUGGGGUUCAUCUCGCUGCUGCUGACGGUGUUCCAAGGAGUGAUGCAGAGGACGUGCAUUCCUCCGGGGUGGACCAUCUACAUGCUCCCAUGCCGUAGCGCCAAGGAGCAGGCCGAGCUGAGCCCCACGGAGGCGCACGGCCAUGCUGCCGGAAUCUUAGGCCUCACCCGCCGGCGUUUGCUUGCCGAGGGCGGGCCUAGGACCCAGCGUUGCCAGAAGAAGGGAGAAGUUCCUUUGUUGUCAGUUGAAGCACUGCAUCAGUUGCAUAUCUUCAUUUUCAUUCUGGCCAUUGCACACGUGAUUUUCUGUGUCCUGACUAUGCUUCUAGGAAGCGUGAGGAUUCGUCAAUGGAAACACUGGGAGGAUGAGAUUCAGAAGGGUGCUACAGACAAUGGGCCUAGGAAGGUGACCUAUGUGCAUCAAUCUGAAUUUAUCAGGGAACAUUCCAAGGGCAUUGGCAGAGAUACCACAAUGUUGAGCUGGCUGCAUUCUUUUCUCAAGCAGUUUUAUGGGUCGGUUACUAAAUCAGACUACACUACAAUGCGACUUGGCUUCAUCACGACACAUUGUAGGUCAAACCCAAAAUUUGAUUUCCACAGGUACAUGAUGCGAGCUUUGGAGGCUGACUUUAAGAAGGUGGUUGGCAUAAGCUGGUACUUGUGGAUAUUUGUUGUGGUAUUCAUGUUGCUGAACAUCAAUGGUUGGCACACAUACUUUUGGAUCUCUUUCAUUCCCCUUCUGCUUCUGUUGGCCGUUGGCACCAAGCUAGAGCAUGUCAUAACUCAGUUGGCUCAAGAGGUCGCCGAGAAGCACUCCGCAGUAGAGGGCGACUUGGUGGUCAAUCCGUCGGAUGACCAUUUCUGGUUUGGCCGGCCAAAGAUCGUCCUGUACCUGAUCCACUUCAUCCUCUUCCAGAACGCGUUUGAGAUCGCAUUCUUCUUCUGGAUUCUGACUACCUACGGUUUCAACUCCUGCAUCAUGGACCACGUCCCCUUCAUUGUGCCGAGGCUCGUUGUCGGGGCCAUCAUCCAGCUCCUCUGUAGCUACAGCACCCUGCCUCUGUACGCGAUUGUCACGCAGAUGGGGACUUUCUUCAAGAAGGAGAUCUUCGAUGAGCACGUGCAGCAGAGCCUUCUGGGCUGGGCGCAGAAGGCCAAGAAGAGGAAAGCGCUCAGGAACAAUGGCAAUGGCAGCAAUGGCGCCGCGGCCGGGUCGUCACAUCCAUCUGCGACUGCGAGGCUCGAACUGAUGAGACGAGCUGUCGCUCUUGAAGAAGGCAGUGCCGGUGGCAACGGGAGUGAGGCUAGUGCGGCCGAGCUACACGACACGGGCCCGAAGCUCUGAACGCUGUAGAAAACGCCCGGCAGAGCGUCAGAAGAUGCAGUGUUUCUGUACGCGAGCCAUAUGUCACUAUGUCGUGUGGCUGUUUAGCCAGGUGGUGUAGUGUGAUACUGCGUAUCAUGAUUUGUAUGCUUUUCUGGAUUGAGCUUGAAGCGUGUUAUGGAGUGGGGAGCUUUGUGUA